AGCCAACCUGAGUCGAAAAUCAAGCUUGUGGCUUUUGGCUUAGCCUGGAAAAUUGUGGGAAAUUUAAUAAGGCCGGAUUCCGUGGUGCAAGGCCCGGAUAUGAUUUGAGUGGCGUGUCAACGAUCAAGUGAGGGCCCGGCGAUGAAUCACAAGGCUUUUCUGCGGCUGUAUUGCCGCAUUUGCGGCCUGCGGCGCAUCCACACCAAUCAGUGGCUGCACCCGGUGAUCUGCUACAAGAACGUGAUUUUGAUGUUGCACGAAUUAGACGUGAGCUCUGAAAGCGAAGAGCUCUUCCCCAAGUCCGUGUGCAAAGAGUGUCAUGGCAAAUACAAAAAUUCCUCUGAUCCCACCUCCUUGUACGCCCAGGCUGAAAAAGCGCACGUGAGUAAUGACUCGGACACCAUCAACCGAUUGACCCGAGCUCAUCCCUUGGUGGACUUUUGGGCUCACACCUCGACCGAGUGUGCCAUCUGCGAUGAUCCCAGUUAUGAUCGAGCUCAGGCCGAGGAGCAACUCAAAGUCGUGUCCAUGAAACGCAUCUUUCAAGUAGGCGCCAACACCACCAUCGAUUUUGGGGCCAAGUCCAGCCCGAGCACAUCUAUCCGGCCCGCCCUCGGCGGGGCCGGACCCUCGACCAGCAUGGGCUCACCGGCCACACCCCGAGGACGGGGCCGGCCUCCCAAUUCAGGCGUGUUCGGCAAGAAUCGCAAUUACAAAGCUAGCGUGUUGGCCAAUAUCUUGCAUAUUCUCCAGACGGAUGGACCGACCGUGCUGAAAAGCUUGCGAAAUUUUGGCAUUGUUUACACCCAACCCAGCGAACUCAAAGCCCCGAGCUCAUUCGUGGUGGCCGACACCAAUCGAAUUCUGAAAAUAUUGGAGAAUCAACCGGAAAAGAAGAAGAUAUCCACCCUCGUGAAGGCUAUCACGGACGAUAUCGUCGACGGCAAGUUGUCCUUCUUCAAUGAAGUUGGGAUUAAAAUCGAUCUGCUCCAUCCGAACUUGUCGUUCCUGUUAAAAAAGAUCCGGAACUUUCAGCCGGUCAAGACUUAUCCGGGAGGAGCAAGGAGUGUAGGCGGACCCUCGUCGUCGGGAGGCGCGGGCCAGCUCGUUCUGGCCAAGCAGCGUCCAGGGCCGGCCCGUUUCAAGAUUGGGCCUAACGGAAAACCCAUGCGAGGUCGUCGGCGAGUGGUGGAGCGUCAUCGAACGGCCGACGGCGUGGUGAACACUCACAAAGCCAUGGUCAAGGUGCGGCCCAUCGACGUGCCGGGUGAGCUAACCAAGGUCAACCCAGGGGAGUAUUUGACAGCCAAAAAGCGCCGGAUCGUCGAGGUCGAUAAUAGCAACUUGUUGCAACUCCAGUCGGGUUUCGGCUUGAACGCAGUGACCAAUAUUGCCUAUACGGCCAUGGUUCAGAAGCCUAAGUUGACCCCUGACCGUUUGGAAGAGGUCAAGCGCCAGUUCCUUAGUUUUCUGCCCGUGACUCGGCCCUUAUCUUUGGACUUGAUCCGUUACAUUUUGUUGCAAGAACCCGAGAGACGCAAUCUUCUAAAGAAGGUCGGAAUUAGUUUUGACCCGAGACAAGGCAAUUACCUUUGUCCCGACGGCAUGAGUGCGCAAACCGUAUUUAAAUGUUUCUCCAAGCUCAAACCACUAGCCGAUGUUCAAUGGGCGGUGAUCAUGGCCGAGACCAUUUUUAAGCUCAUCAACCUGGACGACCUGCAUUCCUUCUACUACGUCGGAUUGGAUGUGGACGAAGAUCACCCCAAGGUGCCUCUAUUCUUCCGAAUUCACCACGAGAUGAAGAGGUUCCUCACCCACAAUAGCUCCCAAUCCCUGGCUAGCCAUUUGGUGGAUCAGUUCGCUCUGAACAACUCGGCGGUCCACCUCAAGGCAAUCGAGACCGUGCUGGGAUGCUCCAUGCGAGAGGCGGACGCAUUUUUGAGGUCGGGCAACGCCGGUCAAACCCCGUAUCAAGCCAGUAUCAUCGAGGUCCAAAUGCCGGUCAAAAAACGCGGACGUCCUCCCAAGGGCAUCAGCAAGCCAUCCUUGUUUGAUCUCCCAUCAAAACGACCUUACAAGAAGCCGAACACAAAAAGUCGUGGUCGGCCCAAGAAGAUCGUUAUCAAAGAAGAAUUGGAAUUCACUGCCUCGGUGACCGUUGCAGAGAGGAAAGAACGAUCUGCUCGAGCGAAGAAGACGAUCAGUUACAAUGAAGGAGAUGUGGAUGGGGAAACGCGAGUAGACAUGGAAGAGGAUCCGGAUUUUGACCCAAUGCAAGAACAGCCAGAGGCUCCCUUGGAGGGAACUGUGGAGAGCGGUGAAAGCUCUGCAGCCACUCCUGUCGAGAAAGAGAUUGUCAAUCCCGAAGCCGAGUUAGUGGCUAAGUCUGAGGUCUUGGACAAUGAGCCCACGGUUGCCAUGGAGGUUACUGAGGAGGAUGAGGAGAUGCCCGGCGACGUAGUGUCUUCAAAACCAGCUGAAGACGAUAAAACAACAGAUGAGAGUGUAAAAGAGGAAAAUGGUACCCCCAGCAAGGCCAAGGCCAACGACAUUGAAUCUGCCCCUUCGGUUGCCGUUGAAGAGGUCAGCAAGCCUGUGGAGGAAACAAAUGGAUCCAAUAGCACGGGGGGUGAUGAUGCCGAAGGCGCUGAAGGCGCUGAAGAUUCUCAAGACGUGCAACCUCAAAAUGCUUGUGAAACCCUUGAAGAUUCGAAUAACGAUCCUGAAACGGGAAAAUCCACCAAUGGUGUCUCGGGAGAUUCUUCCGAAGAUUCAAACGUGGCAACUGCCAAAGAGGGAUCUCAAACGAGUUAUUCCGUGGAGAAUCUCAUCGAAGAUAACCCCAAUGCCAACUCCAUGGUGAGCGAAGAUGACAAGAUGGACACCACCACCCCCGUCCCCAAUGACCUGAGUACCUUUGCCCAAUUUGAAGGGUUGAAUGAAGUCCCAGACUUGUGAAUGAUUGAUGUUCACUCAGUGUUACUGUAAAUGAGAGAGAGCACUAUUUACGUUCUUGAAACAACAUAAAUGUUCCUCUGCUAUUACGUCACCGCCCCUUCCCCCAUUCCCGUUUAUCUCCUUCCUUGAGUGAGUGUCUGAAAAUUUCUUCGAAUAAAACUCUUAUACUAUGUAGAAUAAACCAAUGUAGAACGUU
Tigriopus californicus is the source of this 3154-nucleotide messenger RNA. RefSeq lists its product as uncharacterized. The coding region runs from base 142 to 2958 and encodes 938 amino acids. NCBI's taxonomy places the organism in Eukaryota, Metazoa, Arthropoda, Copepoda, Harpacticoida, Harpacticidae. The transcript is spliced from 3 exons. Gene Ontology annotation, molecular function: DNA binding. The record is from RefSeq and is a predicted model, not a curated record.